CACACUUCAUUUCCAUCCUCACCUCCGCCCUCGCGACACGUAUCACACUUUAAUUUGCCCAACAAAUUAAAUCUAACGACGUCUCAAUUUUUUUUUGUCCCAAAUUCACUCACCUUUGUCACAAAAGUGGGUUCGUUGGGUUUGUUUCCUUGAACAAAAACACAACGGUUUUCUCAAGUUAAUUGUAAGCUCAUAUCAGGAGAUGUCUGGCCGAAGAUCGAGGCAGUCGGGGACUUCGAGGAUUUCCGAUGAUCAGAUCAUCGACCUCGUUUCCAAGUUGCAGCAGCUCUUACCCGAGCUUCGCGCCCGUAGAUCCUCCAAGACAUGUGCUUCGAAAGUGUUGCAGGAGACGUGCAACUACAUAAAGAAUUUGCACAGAGAGGUUGACGAUUUGAGCGAGCGCCUUUCCCAACUCCUCUCCACCAUUGAUGCUGAAAGCCCGGAGGCUUCCAUCAUCAGGGGAUUGAUCACCUGAUCGAUCGAUCUCCCACCAUUAUCGAUCUAUUAUUUCCUAUAUCAAUAAUAAUAAUCCAUAUAU
This is a messenger RNA of Cuscuta campestris, 538 nucleotides long. The record is from the annotation of a GenBank genome assembly. NCBI's taxonomy places the organism in Eukaryota, Viridiplantae, Streptophyta, Magnoliopsida, Solanales, Convolvulaceae.